UGAGAGAGAGAGAGAGAGAGAGAGAGAGAGUGGGAAUAUAUUGAUUUCCAGAAAGUUGGCAACUUUUGCGUUUACUUGUGAACAAAGAUGUCUACUACGUCGCCGCCGACGUCGUCUCCGGGGCCAACUUCACCACCGGUGACGCCAUCCACUCCCUCACCACCGCCACCUUCGACGCCAACGGCAGUGCCUCCUACGACUCCUGUGUCUUCUCCUCCGCCGCCUCCGACCACGUCCACACCUUCUGGCUCUUCUCCUCCGCCGCCUCCGACGACGUCUACACCCUCUGGCUCUUCUCCUCCACCGCCUCCGGCGACUUCGUCCGGUGGGUCAGUGCCGGUGACUCCCACCGUGCCUUCAGGGAACACCACCGGUGGGGGUACUUCGAGCUCAACAUCGAACUCGACUGGGACCGUGGUUGGUGUGGCCGUCGGCGCCGUGGUGAUUUUCUUGGUGCUAUGUGGCCCUUUGCUGCUGUUAUUGCCGGAGAAGGAAGCGCCGGCUGCGUCCGCCGCCACCACCACCUCCACCUCUGCCACAUCGUUCACUUUGGAAAAUCUGGUUGUAUCUGCAUCUCAGAAUGCUUUUGAUGAUUAUAGACUUAUUGAAGAUUUCAAGUUUUACUAUAACAUCUGGUUGGCAUUGCUGGAUUCAACAGAUGAAGUGACUCGACUUUUUUGUUUUAUUGAUCUGAGUGUUCUUGCAGAUGAAUUGUAUGGUGGACAGGCUCAGAAUUGGAAGCAGAAUGCUCCUCCACCUUCUGAUCAUGUUAUCAAAAUACCUCCGCCUCCUCCUCCUCCCGCUCCUCCGGGACCAUUUGUUCCCCAUCAUCGAUUUCCACCACCUCACUCCCCACCUCCUCGACCACCACCACCACCACCACCACCACCUGCCUUCUUUAACAGCAGUGGAGGAACAGGUUCCAGCUCUUCAGGUCCUGAUAAUUCUUUACCUCCUCCAUCUCCUGGAAUUUCCCUUGGUUUCUCGCGAAGUACCUUUACUUAUCAAGAGCUAGCAAGGGCAACAGAUGGAUUCUCUGAUGCUAAUCUGCUCGGGCAGGGUGGUUUCGGUUAUGUGCAUAGAGGAGUGCUUCCAAACGGUAAAGAGAUUGCUGUCAAGCAAUUAAAAUCUGGGAGCGGGCAGGGGGAACGUGAGUUUCAGGCAGAGGUUGAGAUUAUCAGUCGUGUGCAUCACAGACAUUUGGUUUCAUUGGUUGGAUAUUGCAUUUCUGGAGGGCAGAGACUACUUGUCUAUGAGUUUGUUCCUAACAACACAUUGGAGUUCCAUUUGCACGGGAAAGGUCAACCAAAUAUGGAUUGGUCUACAAGAUCAAAAAUUGCUUUAGGAUCUGCUAAAGGAUUGGCUUAUCUGCAUGAGGAUUGCAAUCCUAAGAUUAUUCAUCGUGAUAUUAAGGCGGCUAAUAUUCUUCUUGAUUUCAAAUUUGAGGCAAAGGUUGCAGAUUUUGGACUUGCAAAAUUUGCAUCUGAUAACAACACUCAUGUUUCAACGAGAGUCAUGGGAACUUUUGGGUAUUUGGCACCGGAAUAUGCUGCUUCUGGCAAGCUAACAGAUAAAUCAGAUGUCUUCUCCUUCGGGGUCAUGCUUCUGGAGUUGAUCACAGGAAGACGGCCUGUUGACAGCCAUGCUUUCGAUGAUAGCUUGGUUGAUUGGGCAAGGCCCUUGCUCACACAUGCUUUAGAAGAAGGCAAUUAUGAUCCUCUCGUCGAUCCAAGGUUGGAGGAGAACUAUAAUCCUAAUGAGAUGGCACGGAUGGUCGCUUGUGCUGCUGCUUGUGUUCGUCACUCUGCAAAGCGUCGGCCUCGAAUGAGUCAGGUGGUUCGAGCAUUGGAAGGAGAUGUGUCCCUUGAAGAUUUGAAUGAAGGUGUUCGACCUGGCCACAGUAGGAUAUAUGGUUCCUACAGCGGUAGUUCAGAUUAUGAUACUAUGCAAUACAAUAAGGACCUGGAGAAAUUCAGAAAAAUGGCACUUGGGCCAUUUACCAGUAAAGAUUAUGCCAGUAGUGAGUAUACUGUGCCGGCGAGUGAACAUUCUCACAUGCCAUUGGUAUCAAGCAACGAAAGCCGGGAGACCGGAGAGACGGAGAUGCAGAACACGAAGAAUUUCAUUUAACUGAUAUAUAUUUUUUUCUGCUGCAGCAUUGUGAAACUUUUUUGUCUUGUUUAAUUGUAAAAGUUUUCCUUUUUUCUUUCUUUUCAUACUUAUGAUUAUUAAAGCCACUGUGGCCAUAUUUUUCCGGAAAUUUGCAGACAUGUAUCUGGCUUUGCUAUUGCUGCAGAAAUUGUAUGUAUUUUUCUAACAGAGAGUAUAACUGAUUGAAUUUAUUUUUCUUUUUUCAAAUUGGAAAUGAUAAUA
Messenger RNA from Dioscorea cayenensis subsp. rotundata (Guinea yam), 2373 nucleotides. RefSeq names its product proline-rich receptor-like protein kinase PERK1. Gene Ontology annotation, biological process: protein phosphorylation. Gene Ontology annotation, molecular function: protein kinase activity; ATP binding. Lineage: Eukaryota; Viridiplantae; Streptophyta; Magnoliopsida; Dioscoreales; Dioscoreaceae. The record is from RefSeq and is a predicted model, not a curated record. The transcript has 9 exons. The coding region runs from base 88 to 2130 and encodes 680 amino acids.